Knipowitschia caucasica is the source of this 273-nucleotide messenger RNA. NCBI's taxonomy places the organism in Eukaryota, Metazoa, Chordata, Actinopteri, Gobiiformes, Gobiidae. The record is from the annotation of a GenBank genome assembly.
AUGGGAGAGGGCAUGUUCACACCUGGCACCAACAUGCACCAGGAGAUCAAACCUCAGCUCCAAGACUGUCUGCUCUGUCCUCUCGGCCCUGGAGCUGAAGAUGCUGCAGAGGAGAGGGAGAUGGGAGUCCUGCUGGAGCUGAGUGGACUGUCCUGGGACUGUGGUGACUGCAGACCCGCAGCUGAGCCCUGCGUGGAGCAACUAAAGCCAGUAGGAGACACUGGAACACUGCACACAAGAAGAAGUGGCUUUGAGGGGUGGGCAAAAGGUUGA